Messenger RNA from Striga hermonthica, 1536 nucleotides. NCBI's taxonomy places the organism in Eukaryota, Viridiplantae, Streptophyta, Magnoliopsida, Lamiales, Orobanchaceae. The record is from the annotation of a GenBank genome assembly.
AUGGCUUCCUCUUCUCUCUCUCCAAGCUAUUUGCUCUUCGUCGACAAGAAAGAUGUUGGCUUUUCAGCCGUUCAUUCACAGGCGGCUCUGCUCCCCUUUCCGCCUCUGGGUUCUAAGAAACGCCCCUCCAAGAAAAUAGUGUCUGUGAUGGCACCCCAGCAAUCGGAACGUAGGCCGUCAACAACCGGCGCUGUGAAGACUGGAAUGACCAUGACUGAAAAGAUACUCGCAAGGGCUUCCGAGAAAACCCAGUUGAGCCCUGGUGAGAAUGUGUGGGUCAAUGUGGAUGUUUUGAUGACUCAUGAUGUCUGUGGCCCAGGUGCCAUUGGGAUUUUCAAGAGAGAGUUUGGAGAAGAUGCAAAGGUCUGGGACCGUGAAAAGGUUGUAAUAAUUCCAGAUCACUAUAUAUUCACAGCUGAUGAAAGAGCAAAUCGCAAUGUGGACAUCCUGAGGGAUUUCUGUAAUGAUCAAAAUAUUAAGUACUUCUAUGACAUCAAAGAUCUUGGGAACUUCAAGGCCAAUCCAGAUUACAAAGGUGUUUGCCAUGUGGCUCUUGCACAAGAAGGUCAUUGCAGACCUGGAGAGGUCUUGCUGGGUACCGACUCACAUACUUGUACAGCAGGAGCAUUUGGCCAGUUUUCAACUGGAAUAGGAAAUACUGAUGCAGGCUUUGUGCUUGGUACUGGAAAGCUUUUGCUUAAGGUUCCUCCUACUCUUAGAUUUGUUAUGGAUGGGGAAAUGCCUGAUUAUUUGCUCGCAAAAGAUUUGAUUUUGCAGAUUAUUGGUGAAAUAUCAGUGGCUGGUGCAACAUAUAAAGCAAUGGAGUUUGUUGGCUCCACUGUUGAAAGCUUAACUAUGGAGGAGAGGAUGACAUUGUGCAACAUGGUUGUUGAAGCUGGCGGUAAAAAUGGUGUUGUUCCUGCUGAUAGCACCACCUAUAAGUAUCUCGAGGACAAGACAUCUUUGACCUAUGAGCCAGUUUAUAGUGACGGACAAGCUAGAUUCCUUGAAGAGUACAGAUUUGAUAUCUCAAAAUUGGAACCAUUGGUGGCAAAGCCUCAUUCUCCCGAUAAUCGUGCUUUAGCCAGAGAAUGCAAAGAUGUGAAAAUCGACAGAGUAUAUAUCGGUUCUUGUACUGGUGGAAAAACAGAAGACUUCAUGGCUGCAGCCAAAGUUUUUCUAGCUUCGGGGAAAAAAGUCAAAGUGCCGACAUUCCUUGUUCCUGCAACACAGAAGGUGUGGAUGGACGUAUAUAGCCUUCCAGUCCCAGGGUCCGGCGGGAAAACAUGCUCACAGAUAUUUGAGGAAGCUGGUUGUGAUACUCCUACAAGCCCCAGUUGUGGUGCUUGUUUAGGAGGACCAAAAGACACUUAUGCACGGAUGAAUGAACCUCAGGUCUGUGUUUCAACGACUAAUAGAAAUUUCCCGGGACGUAUGGGGCACAAAGAAGGACAGAUAUAUUUAGCUUCUCCUUACACAGCUGCAGCAUCCGCACUCACGGGUUUUGUGACUGAUCCCAGAGAGUUUUUGCAGUAA